UUGUUUAGUUUAGAGUUUAGACCACAAACGCGUUCCUAUAUAACUUAGCUAUGAAACUGAGACUGGUUCUUCUUCUUUUUCAUAGAACUAUCAAAUAAACCUAAAAAAAGCCGAAUUAAAGUCCUACGCGUGAGUUCCUUCCCUACCAAACAACAUUCUUAUUUCUGUUUUGUUUUUUAGCUUUUUCAAUUUCAACUACGUUAUUAGUACUUACUUGUUAACAUACCAGUUUUGUUUUUGUGUUGGUUCCUAUGUGAAUAUUAUAGUUUCAAGUUUCAACCUUUUAUUCAAUGGAGUUCAAAUAUCGUGCUAUCGACAACAUCAAUCCAUCAACCACGCCGCCGCGUUCUCUUCCAAGUGCUACCGCAAAUCAAGCUGUUGGCAGUUAUCCACCACCUUGGCCACCACUUUUGUAUUCUCACUGGGGCAGUGUUCGUGGUGUGAAUUUGGAUAACUUAAGUAACACCUUGCAUAUGACUAGACCCCUCUCUCAUGAGCAGUUCCCUCAUCUUGCUGCUACUAUGCCUCCACCUAUUGAAGGACACCGCAAGGGUACUAGUAGAUCAACAGUUUCAGAUGUCAAUGGCUAUAAAGAUGCAAGUGCGAGGAAAAGAAGCAGAGAUGAUGAACUCACUGUUGUCCGAGACCGAAAAGUCAGAAUAACCGAGGAUGCUUCUCUUUAUGCACUUUGUAGAUCAUGGUUGAGAAAUGGCUUAAAUGAUGAAAGCCAGCCACCACAACAUAAAGGUGUAACAUUGGCACUUCCCAAACCAUCGCCUGCAUCUAUGAUGGUUAAAUGUACCUUGAACAACAAGAAAGAUAAUGAAAAUGACAAAGAUGAACAAGAAGAGGAUGAGAAGUCUGUUGAACAUUUAUCAACACAAGAUCUAUUAAAGGGACAUAUUAAACGUGCAAAAAGGGUUAGUACACAUUUAAGGGAAGAACGAUUGAAGCGCAUUGCAAGAUACAGAAGUAGGCUUAGGCUUUUGGUUCUUCUACCGACCUCAACAGUAUAGAAAUGACAGCGUUAGAAUUAUUUAAUCUAUUAUUUUUAGGUUAAUCACUAUAUUUAAUUAAUUUUGUUUUGACUUGGUCAUACUAUGAUAGUUUGCUAUUAUUUAACUUACGUAUUUUUAAGCUAGCCGUUUUAUUCACGUUUCUUUGAACAAUGUAAUGAAUGACUUUUCCUUGCAUUUAGUCACGCAUUGAUUUGGUUUCAGUAGCAACUAUUUUUCCAUUUUGUUGGUUUCAAUUUACACUG
Molecule: messenger RNA, 1261 nt
Organism: Medicago truncatula (barrel medic)
Lineage: Eukaryota; Viridiplantae; Streptophyta; Magnoliopsida; Fabales; Fabaceae
Exons: 2
Coding region: 291-1016 (241 amino acids)
Cellular component (GO): transcription repressor complex
Source: RefSeq, a predicted model, not a curated record